This is a messenger RNA of Saxophila tyrrhenica, 645 nucleotides long. RefSeq lists its product as uncharacterized. The record is from RefSeq and is a predicted model, not a curated record. The transcript is spliced from 2 exons. The coding region runs from base 1 to 645 and encodes 214 amino acids. NCBI's taxonomy places the organism in Eukaryota, Fungi, Ascomycota, Dothideomycetes, Mycosphaerellales, Extremaceae.
AUGCCAUCGUACAAAGCCACCCACAUACCCUAUGGUUUGACAGACCCUUCGAAACGAACGAUCGUCAACCCCGGCAUCAAAGACGAAGUCGAGUUCCUCGAAUACGGCAUCGAAACAGGCGGAUCGCACUUCACCGCCAGAGCCCUCGUCAAACCCGAUGGAGGCGUGCCAAUACACCGCCACUAUGGCUACGGCGAGACCUUCAUGACCCAACAAGGCAUCCUCGGCGCUGUCGGGCACAACGGCACGAAGCCCAUGCUGCUCAAUCCAGAGAAUAAAGAGACGUACAGAGUGCAGCCGGGCGAGUGGCAUCGCUUCUUCAAUCCAUCGAAGACUGAGAGUAUUGUGUUUGAUGGCAAGGUCGAGCCGGCGCAUCAGAGGUUCGAGAUAAAUCUGCACAUCUUUUAUGGCUUGGUGAAUGAUGGCCAUGGGACACCUGAGGGCUUCCCGGACUUGUGGCAUCUCCUGAUGCUGACGUCUAUGGCGGAAAUUGGCUAUCAGGGUUUUGGAGGUUGGGUGAUGGGCAUGGUUGCUGGAGUCGUUGGGUUCAUUGCCAGAGUGACUGGUGAGGAGGAGAGACUGACGGUGAAGUACUACGGCCGGCCGAUCACAGAUGAGGAGAAGCGAAAGUGGAAGGUCGAGUAG